Camelina sativa (false flax) is the source of this 414-nucleotide messenger RNA. RefSeq lists its product as uncharacterized. The record is from RefSeq and is a predicted model, not a curated record. NCBI's taxonomy places the organism in Eukaryota, Viridiplantae, Streptophyta, Magnoliopsida, Brassicales, Brassicaceae.
AUGUGCAAAUUCGACGUGGAGCGGGUUCUAGUGGACACCGGCAUCACGAUCAACGUUUUGUUCUGGAAGACGUUGGAGAAAAUGGGCGUGACACCAGAGCAAGUCAAACCGGAGACCAGGACACUGACCGGAUACGAUGGCGUGGCGAAAAUGUCAAUGGGUGACGUGAAGUUGCAAGUCCGCGCUGGCAGAGUAACUCUCAAGACUAAGUUCGUGGUCAUAGACGCACCGCCAAUUUACAACGCCAUUUUAGGUUCACCUUGGAUCUACUCGAUGCAAGCGAUCCCUUCCACCUAUCAUCUCUGUGUAAAAUUUCCAAACGCUACUGGGAUAUACACACUCUAUGGCGAUCAAAAGAUGGCCAGGACCUGCUCUGUCAUUGAGAAAAAGCAACGGCGGAAAGAGAAAGCAUAG